Eucalyptus grandis is the source of this 1077-nucleotide messenger RNA. Its product is annotated as 60S ribosomal protein L22-2. The transcript has 4 exons. Gene Ontology annotation, molecular function: structural constituent of ribosome; RNA binding. The record is from RefSeq and is a predicted model, not a curated record. Gene Ontology annotation, cellular component: ribosome. NCBI's taxonomy places the organism in Eukaryota, Viridiplantae, Streptophyta, Magnoliopsida, Myrtales, Myrtaceae. Bases 314 to 688 code for a protein of 124 amino acids. Gene Ontology annotation, biological process: cytoplasmic translation.
GGAGAAACCUUGAAAAGAACCCUAACCUAUGGCUCUUCCUCUUUGCUCUCCUCUUCUGGUUCUCUCUCCCGCUGCUUCGUUCCAUUUCGAGCUUCGGCAAAAACUUUUGGAAGGCUGAUCGCCUCUACAUGCCGCUUUGCCUUUUAAAGCUGAACUUUUUUUUUUGACUUGGAGGCCUGCCCGAGAUCGAACCCUUUGCGCCUAUUUGUUAGCUUUCAUGCAAUUGACGUUUUCAUACGGUCGUCGCAUGUUCUUUCUGCUGCCGCCGUGUUUGUCAAGUUCGUGUUCGUAUUUCUGGAUAUAGUGAGCAAAGAUGAGUCGGGCAAGUGUGGCUGGACCAAAGGGAAAGAAGAAAGGGGUAUCCUUUACGAUCGACUGUGCGAAACCGGUGGAGGACAAGAUCAUGGACAUUGCGUCAUUUGAAAAGUUUUUGCAGGAGAAGAUCAAGGUCGAUGGAAAGGCCGGUGCCCUCGGCGACAUUGUUACUGUCACGCGGGACAAGACCAAGAUUACCGUGACUUCCGAAAGUAGUUUCUCUAAACGUUAUCUGAAGUAUUUGACAAAGAAGUACCUGAAGAAACACAAUGUUCGAGAUUGGCUGCGGGUGAUUGCAUCAAACAAGGACCGAAAUAUCUAUGAAGUCAGAUACUUCAAUAUCGCUGAGAAUGAAGGGGAGGAAGAAGAUUGAACAUUUAGCUUUCAAAGGAGUGCUUGUUGCUUUCCCUGUGCCUUCCAAGUUGAUAAGUAUUGGAUUUUGCAUUCUGCUCUUUUAUUUUCUUGAGUGGAGAAAUUUUGUGAUCUAGCUGUUAUUAGAAAGGGUCAGUAAUGGAAGUUGCGGAAAUCCUGUGCGGGCUGUAAUUAUACGUUUGCUCUUUUUCUCUUAAGUUGUUGAGUUCCUCAAGCUUUGCAGAGAUUUAGGCUGGUUUUUUAAGCUUGCAUCUCAUUAGAGGGACAAUUGUUUGUUAGUUGUCAAAAAUGUAGUUGUCCUAUCAUAAUUAUCUAGAUUUCCUGAUACUCGAAUUCGACUCUUUCAUGCCCUUUUUCCACGUUAUAAAAUCUUCCUUAUCCGUUGGAGUA